AUGAGUGUGAGAAGAAAUGGAGGAAAUCGCAAAGGAAAAGAUGUCUUGGAAGUCAAUAGCCCCAAGGUUGAGCAGUUAACUCAUGGUGUAGCAGGCAUUAGCCUGGACUCGGCCCAAGAUGACGGAGAGUGGGAGGUAAUUUCCAGGAAAUCAAAGAACAGAGCUGAAAGCGGUACUGCAAAACAAUGGGGUCCUCAGAAUUCUAAUUCUAAAGCUUGGGCACAGUUUGAUGUUCAGAAGCCAAGUAUGAGGAAUAGUGGUGGACCAGGAAGGGCUCCUGGGAACUUCUGGCCAUCACAAACUGCUGAUUCUAAAAAACCAGCCGGAAGAGGAAAUGUAAGGCAGCAGUCUUCUGCUAAGGUUUCCGAAAACAACCAUGUGGCUCCGCAACAAGUAGUUCACCCUCCGCUGGACCACGGAUGGAACUGGCAAUCCAGAGCGGGUUUCCCUCAACCCAAGGGUUCAGAUGAUGGCCAGGGAAACUAUGACAAGGACGGCGAUGUGUCUGCUGCUACGGCUAAUGGUGAUGAUGACAACUCUGAUGCUGUGGGUGAUAGUGAUGAUGAGCUAUUUAGUGAUGAGUUUGAUUCGGAUUCAAGUGAAAAGAGUCAUGAAACUCGAAAGAGUAGCAGAUGGUUCAAGAAAUUCUUUGAGAUUUUGGAUAGUUUAACUGUUGAUGAGAUUAAUGAUCCUGCCAGGCAGUGGCACUGUCCUGCAUGCCAAGGUGGUCCUGGUGCCAUUGACUGGUACCGAGGCCUGCAACCCCUAAUGACACAUGCCAAAACAAAAGGAUCAAAGAGGGUGAUGCUCCAUAGAGAGCUUGCGGAGCUUUUGGAUGAGGAGUUGCAGAGGAAGGGAACUACAGUUAUACCUGCCGGUGAAGCAUUCGGUAAGUGGAAAGGUUUAAAAGAUGAGGAAAAGGAUCAUGAAAUUGUGUGGCCUCCAAUGGUUGUCAUCAUGAACACUAGACUUGAGCAGGAUGAGAAUGAAAAGUGGAUUGGUAUGGGAAAUCAGGAGCUUCUUGACUACUUCAGCUCUUAUGCGGCUGUGAGGGCUCGGCACUCAUAUGGUCCACGGGGACACCGUGGGAUUAGUAUUUUGAUCUUUGAAGCGUCUGCGAGGGGUUAUUUAGAGGCUGAGCGUCUGCACAAGCAUUUUACAGAGCAAGGAACAGACAGAGAUGCUUGGGAUCAUCGUCGUGUCUUAUUUCAUUCAGGUGGGAAGCGACAGCUUUAUGGGUACAUGGCGGUGAAAGAAGACUUGGACAUAUUUAACCAGCAUUCCCAAGGUAAAUCGAAGCUGAAAUUUGAGAUGAGAUCCUACCAGGAGAUGCUUUAUUGUAAUCUAAUCAAUGGACAACAACGUGUUCGGCAUGUUGUUGUAUGUCUUAUUGACAACAUGUAUCUGCAAGAACAAUUUUUCAAAGACCAAAUCAAAAUAAUUCAUGAAUCAAGGGAUGCAAAGGAAGAAAGCUUUGAGAGGCUGCAGCAGGAAGAACGUGACAAGGUGAAGCAGUCGUAUGUCAAUCCUUCAAAUGGAGAGGAAAAGAAAUACAGGUCGGCGGAAAUUGAUAACUUCAUCAAGUCUCAAGAAAAAGAGAUGGAAGAAUUUGUGGAAGAGAGAGAUAUGCUGAUAAAAGCUCAUGAAGAUAAUAAAACUGCAAUGAAGUGGAGGCAUUGGGAGGAAGAGGUAGAACUGGAGAAGGAUUUUGAUGCCAAAUUAACCCAGCUCAUGGAGAAGUAUUCCCCGCAUUGUGCCUGAAGAAACUGCCCAUGU
Molecule: messenger RNA, 1776 nt
Organism: Prunus persica (peach)
Lineage: Eukaryota; Viridiplantae; Streptophyta; Magnoliopsida; Rosales; Rosaceae
Product: protein SUPPRESSOR OF GENE SILENCING 3
Exons: 7
Coding region: 1-1761 (586 amino acids)
Biological process (GO): regulatory ncRNA-mediated gene silencing; defense response to virus
Source: RefSeq, a predicted model, not a curated record